UAAUGUUGUCAUAGUUUGUUAUCUAUUAGAGAACCCGGAAAGAGGCUGAAAUAUACAUGUGGUUUUUUUCUUGUCUGUGUGAAUUUUGUUUACCUGUGCUUCCUGUUUGCUUUGUGAGUUUAGCCAAUAGUGAUUUAUACCAAGCCGAUCUAAUAAUAAGGCUACGAUACUAAUCAGCCUUCCUAUUUUCCUAAGCAACCACCCCUGCUCCCCGUGAUUUCUAGCCCUUCCCAUACUAAUCUGAGUGUUAUCUGCUGCUGUUCUUAUUAACUAUUUUGUGAACUGGCCCUAUAGGAUCUUCUGAAGACAACCCUGGAUUUCCACACGCUGGGAAAGCUUGAGUUCAGUGGCAUCAGAGGGAGUGCCCUGAGUCGGCAGGUCCAGCAAAUGUACGACGAAUUUCAAGAGAUGUACAGGGUCUUUACAGAGGCCCCCUAUGACUGCUUGGACCCCCAGAGCACGGAAUUCGAAAAUGACGUGUCCGAAUUUCGCCAGAGAGUAGAAGAUCUUGACCGAGGGCUGGGGACCAUCUUCAUUCAAGCCUUCGAUGAUGCCCCCGGUUUGGAGCAUGCCUUUAAGCUGCUAGACAUAGCAGGGAACCUUCUGGAAAGGCCACUGAUAGCGCAGGAUGCAUCUGAGAAGUACCUGCUGUUUGUCCGAAUGUUCCACAAAGACCUGGAUACCGUGAGGGUGAUCUACAGUCAGCGCGUCCAGGAGGAGGCGGAACUUGGGUUCGCCGCCGUGCACAAGAACAUGCCCACUGUGGCCGGGGGUCUCCGCUGGGCACAGGAGCUGCGGCAGCGUAUCCAGGGCCCCUUCGCCAACUUCAGACGCAUCGCACAUCCUUGCCUGGAAUCUGCCGAAGGAAAGCGAAUGACACAAAAAUAUGAAGAUCUGCUCUCACUGCUCGACAAGUACGAGACGAGACUUUAUGAAGACUGGUGUCAGGCCGUGUCGGAGAAGUCACAGUACAAUCUUUCCCAGCCACUUCUGAAACGUGACCCAGAGACGAAGCAGAUCGCCGUCAACUUUAACCCACAGCUGACUUCGGUGCUGAAGGAAAUGAGUUAUCUUCAAUCGAGGCAGAUGCGACAUGUUCCUCAGACAGCAGCAGCCAUGUUCUCCUCCAGGGAAUUCUAUCGGCAGCUCGUGGCGAAGUUGGAACUGAUGGCGAAUUGGUACAACAAGAUUAUGAAAACUCUUGUAGAGGUGGAAUUGCCAUUCCUGGAGAAAGAGCUGGGGAAUAUCGAUCUCUGCCUGAAAGCUGCAGAAGAGACUCUGAACUGGAAAACGGAAGGCAUUUGGGAUUAUGUCAUUCAAAUCACCGACAGCGUUCAUGAUCUCGAACAAAGGAUUCAGAAAGCCCAAGACAACGUGGAAGAGAUUCAAAACAUCAUGAAAACAUGGGUGUCUCCGAUAUUUAAGAGAAAAGAUGGAAAAAAGGAAUGUCUCCUUUCCAUGGAUGACCAGCGCAACCGGAUGGAAAAAUACUACGAUCUCAUCAAAGAAUCUGGACUUAAGAUUCAUGCCCUCGUUCAGGAAAACCUAGGUCUGUUUGCCGCGGACCCAACCUCUAAUAUCUGGAAGGCUUAUGUUAAGUACAUAGAUGAUAUGUUGCUGGAUGGAUUUUUUCUUGCCAUUGAGUGCUCCCUCAAAUAUCUUCUGGAAAACACCGAAAGUAAAGCUGGACUCACCCCGAUAUUUGAGGCACAGCUGUGCUUAGUGAUACCAGAAUUAGUUUUCUCUCCAUCCCUGGAGUCUGGAGUGAAGGGUGGCUUCUACGACACCGUCGAGGGUCUGGUGGCCAACAUUUUCGGAAUAUCGUCUUUGGUGCCACGGCUUUCCCCACAGAACGGCUCUCUCCACUACCAGGUUGACAUGGAGGGCGUGGCCCACUUGGCCAGCUUGAGGAGCACGCUCCUGGACAGGGUUCAGAGCAUGAUGGCCCUCUGCAGUGGCUAUCGGAACACUUUCAGCCAAUACUCCUACCUCUACGUGGCGGACCGGAAGGAGGUUCUGAGUCAGUUUCUGUUGUAUGGACGUGUCCUCACACCCGAGGAAAUGGAAGCCCACAUAGACGAUGGCCUUCCAGAGAACCCCCCUCUCCUCCAUCAGUUCAAGGCACAGAUCGACUCCUAUGAAAAGCUCUACGAAGAAGUGUGCGGCCUGGAGCCCGUCAAGGUGUUUGACGGCUGGAUGAAAAUUGAUGUGCGACCCCUUAAAGCAUCUCUGCUGAACCUCAUUAAGAGGUGGAGCCUCACGUUCAAGCAGCAUCUCGUUGACCACGUCACUAACAGCUUGGCCGACCUUGAAGUGUUUAUAAGAAAUACCGAGAGCGGCAUGCUCAAGAAAGUUGAAAAAGGAGAUUUCAAAGGAUUGGUGGAGAUUAUGGGGCACCUUAUGGCUCUGAAAGAGUGGCAGAACCGCACUGAUGAGAUGUUCGAGCCCUUGAAGCACACUAUUGAGCUGCUAAAGACCUAUGAACAAGAAUUGCCAGAAACGGUGUUGAAGCAGCUGGAGGAGCUGCCUGAGCAGUGGGACAAUGUGAAGAAGAUGGCCAUCGCUGUGAGGCAGCAGGUGGCCCCGCUGCAGGCGAACGAGGUGGCCGCCCUCCGUCAGAGGUGCUCAGCCUUUGACGUUGAACAGCAGCAGUUCUGGGAGCGAUUCCGCAAGGAAGCUCCCUUCAGGUUCGACAGCGUCGCCCCUCACCGCGAGCUGGACGCCAGGCACUUGGAGAUCCGACAGAUGGAGCUGACCCUGGCCUCCAUCUCGGAGUCUGCUGCCUUGUUUGAGGUCAGCAUUCCCAACUACAAGCAGCUGAACCAGUGCAGGCAGGAAGUCUGCCUGCUGAAGGAGCUCUGGGACACGAUAGCGAUGGUCACCUCCAGCAUCCGUGCCUGGGAGACGGCCCCGUGGAGGGAGGUCAACGUGGAGGCCAUGGACCGGGAGUGUAAACAGUUCGCCAGGUGCAUCCGGAACCUGGACAAGGAGGUCAGGGCCUGGGACGCGUUCGCGGGCCUGGAGAGCACCGUGUCGGACGCUCUGAGCUCCCUGCGGGCGGUGGCCGAGCUGCAGAAUCCGGCCAUCCGGGAGCGGCACUGGAGGCAGCUGGUGCAGGCCACGGGCGUGAGCUUCACCGUGGGCGAGGGCACCACCCUGGCAGACCUCCUGCGGCUCCAGCUGCACCGUUUUGAGGACGAGGUGCGGGGCAUCGCGGACAAGGCCGUGAAAGAGAUGGGCACGGAGGAGACCUUGACGGAGCUGUGCGCCACCUGGGCCGGCCUGGAAUUCCGGUACGAGCCCCACCCGCGGACCGGCGUCCCCCAGCUGCGGUCGGACGAGGACCUCCUCGAGCUCCUGGAGGACAACCAAGUCCAGCUGCAGAACCUGAUGACGUCCAAGCACGUUGCCUUCUUCCUGGAGGAAGUGUCCGGCUGGCAGAAGAGGCUGUCCACGGCCGACGCCGUCAUCUCCUCCUGGUUCGACGUGCAGCGUACGUGGUCUCACCUGGAAAGUAUAUUCAUGGGAUCCGAAGACAUCCGGGCUCAGCUGCCCCAGGAUUCUGAAAGAUUUGAAGGCAUUGACGUGGACUUUAAAGAGCUGGCUUACGAUGCCCAGAAAACUCCAAAUGUCUUGGAGGCCACCAAUAAACCAGGUCUUUACGAAAAACUGGAAGGUCUUCAGAGCAGAUUGCACCUGUGUGAGAAGGCCCUGGCAGAGUACCUGGAGACGAAAAGGCUUGCCUUCCCUAGGUUUUACUUUCUGUCCUCUUCUGACCUGUUAGACAUCCUUUCCAACGGCACAGCUCCUCAAGAGGUUCAACGCCAUCUUUCCAAACUCUUUGACAACAUGGCCAAGAUGGAAUUCCAGCUGGACGCCAGUGAGAAAGCGACCAAGAUAAGUCUGGGCAUGUACAGCAAGGAAGGAGAGUACGUGGCCUUCAGCGAGCCCUGUGACUGCAGUGGCCAGGUGGAAAUAUGGUUGAACCAUGUGCUCGCGCAUAUGAAGGCCACAGUGAGGCAUGGGAUGACCGAAGGUGUAGCUGCUUAUGAAGAAAAGCCAAGGGAACAGUGGCUCUUUGACUAUCCAGCUCAGGUGGCCCUGACCUGCACUCAGAUCUGGUGGACCACGGAGGUGGGCAUUGCGUUUGCCAGGCUGGAGGAAGGCUACGAGAACGCCAUGAAGGACUAUUACAGGAAGCAAGUGGUGCAGCUCAAAACCCUCAUCACCAUGUUACUCGGCCAGCUCUCCGAAGGGGACCGGCAGAAGAUUAUGACCAUAUGCACCGUUGAUGUGCACGCCCGGGAUGUGGUGGCCAAGAUGAUCGCUCAGAAGGUGGACAAUGCUCAGGCCUUCCUCUGGCUGUCCCAGCUGCGGCACCGUUGGGACGACGAGGCCAAACACUGCUUUGCCAACAUCUGUGAUGCGCAGUUUCUAUAUUCCUACGAGUACCUGGGAAAUACGCCUCGCCUGGUGAUCACGCCUUUGACAGACCGAUGCUACAUCACCCUCACUCAGUCUCUGCACCUGACCAUGAGCGGAGCUCCGGCAGGACCCGCGGGCACAGGCAAGACGGAGACCACCAAGGACCUGGGCCGAGCACUGGGCAUCAUGGUGUACGUGUUCAACUGCUCAGAGCAGAUGGACUACAAGUCUUGUGGCAACAUCUACAAAGGCCUCGCUCAGACCGGUGCCUGGGGCUGUUUUGAUGAGUUUAAUCGAAUCUCUGUGGAGGUCUUAUCAGUGGUGGCGGUGCAGGUAAAAAGCAUCCAGGACGCGAUCCGAGACAAGAAGCAGCGGUUCAGCUUCCUCGGGGAGGAGAUCUGCCUGAAUCCCUCCGUGGGGAUCUUCAUCACCAUGAACCCGGGCUACGCCGGCCGCACGGAGCUGCCGGAGAAUCUCAAGGCUCUGUUCAGGCCUUGCGCGAUGGUGGUUCCAGACUUCGAGUUGAUCUGUGAGAUCAUGCUGGUGGCAGAAGGAUUCAUUGAAGCACGGGCGUUGGCCAGAAAGUUCAUCACCCUUUAUCGGUUGUGCAAAGAGCUGCUCUCUAAACAGGACCACUAUGACUGGGGCCUGCGGGCCAUCAAGUCGGUGCUGGUGGUGGCGGGAUCCCUGAAGCGAGGAGACCCUGACCGCCCCGAGGACCAGGUCCUGAUGCGCUCCCUCAGAGACUUCAACAUCCCCAAGAUCGUGACCGAUGAUGUGCCAGUGUUCAUGGGCCUGAUUGGGGACCUCUUUCCUGCCCUGGAUGUCCCUCGGAGGAGAGACCUCAACUUCGAAGCCUUGGUUCGGAAGGCCGUGGUGGAGCUGAAGCUCCAGGCCGAGGACAACUUUGUGCUCAAGGUGGCCCAGCUGGAGGAGCUCCUGGCAGUGCGGCACUCGGUGUUCGUGGUGGGCAACGCUGGGGCCGGCAAGUCUCAGGUGCUCAGAUCCUUGCACAAGACCCAUCAGAUCAUGAAGCGUCGCCCCGUCUGGGUGGACCUCAACCCCAAAGCAGUCACAAACGAUGAGCUCUUUGGUAUCAUCAAUCCAGCUACCAGAGAAUGGAAGGAUGGACUCUUCUCUUCCAUCAUGCGGGAGCUUGCCAACAUCACCCACGAUGGGCCCAAGUGGAUCUUACUGGAUGGCGACAUAGAUCCAAUGUGGAUUGAGUCUCUGAACACCGUCAUGGAUGAUAACAAGGUGCUGACCCUGGCAAGCAACGAGAGGAUCCCCCUGACUCCCACGAUGAGGCUGCUGUUUGAGAUCAGCCACCUGCGCACGGCCACCCCAGCAACGGUCUCCAGAGCAGGAAUCCUGUACAUCAAUCCCACGGACCUGGGCUGGAACCCUCCCGUGAGUAGCUGGAUUGACAAGAGGGAAGUCCAGACAGAGAGAGCCAACCUCACCAUCCUGUUUGACAAGUACCUCCCGACCUGCUUAGACACACUCAGAACCAGAUUCAAGAAGACGAUUCCAAUCCCAGAGCAGAGCAUGGUUCAGAUGCUGUGCUACCUUCUCGAGUGUCUCCUGACCACAGAGGACAUCCCUGCAGACUGCCCCAAGGAAACCUACGAGCUCUAUUUCGUGUUUGCCGCCAUCUGGGCUUUCGGCGGAGCAAUGGCCCAAGAUCAGCUUGCGGACCACCGGGAAGAGUUCAGCAAGUGGUGGCUCGCGCAUUUCAAGACAGUCAAGUUUCCCUCCCAGGGAACCGUCUUUGACUACUACAUAGACCCGGAGACCAAGAAAUUCGAGCCCUGGUCCAAGCUCAUCCCCCAGUUUGAAUUCGACCCCGAGAUGCCUCUGCAGGCUUGCCUGGUGCCCACGGGCGAGACCGUCCGAGUGUGCUACUUCCUGGAGCGGCUCCUGGAGCGGCAGCGGCCGGUCAUGCUGGUGGGGACCGCGGGGGUCGGCAAGUCGGUCCUGGUGGGAACCAAGCUGGCCAGCCUCGACACCGAGGAGUACCUGGUGCAAAACGUGCCGUUCAACUACUAUACCACGUCGGCGAUGCUGCAAGCUGUCCUGGAGAAGCCUCUAGAAAAGAAGGCCGGAAGAAACUAUGGCCCCCCAGGCAACAAGAAGCUGAUCUAUUUCAUUGAUGACAUGAACUUGCCUGAGGUGGAUGCCUACGGGACCGUGCAGCCUCACACCAUCAUCAGGCAGCAUCUGGACUAUGGCCACUGGUAUGACCGGAACAAGCUGUCCCUGAAGGAGAUCAGGAAUGUGCAAUAUGUCUCCUGUAUGAACCCCACCGCGGGCAGCUUCACCAUCAACCCACGGCUUCAGCGCCACUUUAGUGUGCUUGUCCUCUCCUUCCCUGGGGCAGACGCCCUGGCUUCCAUCUACGGCACCAUCCUGACUCAGCACCUUAAGCUUGGAAACUUCCCAGAGUCUCUGCAGAAAUCUAGCCCCCAGCUCAUCAGUCUGGCCCUCACCUUCCACCAGAAGAUCGCCACCACAUUCCUACCCACAGCGAUCAAAUUCCACUACGUUUUCAAUCUCCGAGACCUCGCCAACAUUUUCCAGGGCAUUCUCUUCUCCUCUGUGGAGUGUGUAAAAUCCACACAGGACCUCGUAAAGCUCUAUCUACAUGAAUCAAGUCGGGUUUAUCAGGACAAGAUGGUGGAAGAAAAGGACUUUGAUCUUUUUGACAAAAUCCAGACAGAAGUGGUCAAGAAAAUUUUUGAUGGUGUUGAUGAGAUGGUGGAGCAGACCCGAAGCCUAAACAUAUAUUGCCAUUUUGCAAAUGGUAUUGGUGAACCCAAGUACAUGCCUGUACAAUCGUGGGAACUUUUGACCCAGACUCUGGUGGAAGCCCUGGAGAACCACAACGAAGUCAACACAGUGAUGGACCUGGUUCUCUUUGAGGAUGCCAUGCGCCAUGUCUGCCACAUCAGCCGCAUCCUGGAGUCCCCGCGGGGAAACGCUCUGCUGGUUGGCGUGGGUGGGAGCGGCAAGCAGUGUCUGACCAGGCUUGCGGCUUUCAUCAGCUCCAUGGACGUGUUCCAGAUCACGCCGUGGAGAGGCUACCAGAUCGCGGACUUCAAGAUGGACCUGGCCAGUUUGUGCCUGAAAGCUGGGGUGAAGGGUCUCAGCACGGUGUUUCUCAUGACCGAUGCCCAAGUGGCUGAUGAGAAGUUCCUUGUGCUCAUCAAUGAUCUCUUGGCAUCUGGAGAGAUCCCAGACCUCUACUCCGAUGAUGAAGUUGAAAACAUCAUAAACAACGUGAGGAAUGAAGUCAAGAGUCAAGGUCUGGUAGACAACAGAGGGAACUGCUGGAAAUUCUUUAUAGAUCGGGUCCGACGACAACUGAAGGUGACUCUCUGUUUCUCCCCUGUGGGGAACAAGCUGAGGGUCCGCAGCAGGAAGUUUCCAGCCAUUGUGAACUGCACAGCCAUCGACUGGUUCCACGAGUGGCCUCGGCAGGCAUUGGAGUCUGUCAGCCUCCGCUUCCUGCAGAACACAGAAGGCAUUGAGCCCACAGUCAAGCAGUCGAUUAGCAAGUUCAUGGCCUUUGUCCACACAAGUGUCAACCAGAUGUCCCAGGCUUAUCUGAGCAACGAGCAACGCUACAACUACACAACCCCUAAGUCAUUCCUGGAGUUCAUCAGACUCUACCAGAGCUUGCUGCGCAGACAUGGAAAAGAGCUCAGGUCCAAAAUGGAGCGUCUCGAGAACGGACUGCUGAAGCUUCACAGCACCUCUGCCCAGGUAGAUGAUCUGAAAGCCAAGCUGGCCACCCAGGAAGUGGAGGUGAGACACAAGAAUGAGGACGCAGACAAGCUGAUCCGGGUGGUGGGCAUAGAGACGGACAAGGUGAGCAGAGAGAAAGCCAUCGCGGACGAGGAGGAGCGGAAGGUGGCCCUCAUCAUGCAGGAGGUAAAGCAGAAACAGAAGGACUGUGAGGACGACCUGGCCAAAGCGGAGCCGGCGCUCACAGCAGCCCAGGCAGCCCUCAACACCCUCAACAAGACCAACCUGACGGAGCUGAAGUCCUUUGGCACCCCGCCACUGGCAGUCAGCAACGUCACGGCCGCGGUGAUGACCCUCAUCGCCCCCGGGGGCAAGGUCCCCAAGGACCGGAGCUGGAAGGCCGCGAAGGUCAGCAUGGCCAAAGUGGACACUUUCCUGGACUCCCUCGUCAACUUCGACAAAGAGAACAUUCACGAGAACUGCCUCAAGGCCAUCAGGCCGUAUCUGCAGGACCCAGAGUUCAACCCCGAGUUCGUGGCCACCAAGUCUCACGCGGCUGCGGGCCUCUGCUCCUGGGUGAUCAACAUCGUGAAGUUCUACGAGGUGUUCUGCGACGUCGAGCCCAAGCGCCAGGCAUUGAGCAGAGUCACCUCGGACCUCACCGCCGCCCAGGAGAAGCUGGCAGCCAUAAAAGCCAAAGUCACCCACCUUAAUGAAAACCUGGCCAAACUCACAGCCAAGUUUGAGAGAGCCACGGCAGACAAGCUCAGAUGUCAGCAAGAAGCCGAAGCGACCGCAGGCGUCAUCUCCCUUGCAAAUCGCCUGGUGAGGGGACUGGCCUCAGAAAACGUGAGGUGGGCAGAGGCCGUGCAGAACUUCAGACAGCAGGAGAGCAAACUCUGCGGAGACGUGCUUCUGACCACGGCUUUCGUUUCGUACCUCGGCUUCUUCACGAAGGGAUAUCGGCAGAGCCUCAUGGAGGGCACCUGGCGACCCUACCUAAGCCAGCUAAAGGUGCCCAUCCCGGUCACCCCCGCCCUGGAUCCCCUGAGGAUGCUGACGGACGAGGCCGACGUGGCAGCCUGGCAGAACCAGGGCCUCCCCGCAGACCGCAUGUCCGUGGAGAACGCCACCAUCGUGGUCACCUGUGAGCGCUGGCCGCUCGUGGUUGACCCGCAGCUACAAGGCAUGAGAUGGAUCAAGAACAAGUAUGGCGAGAACCUCCGGGGCGCCCGGAUUGGUCAGAAGGGGUAUCUCCAAACCAUAGAGCGUGCCCUGGAAGCUGGAGAUGUGGUGCUAAUUGAAAACCUGGAAGAAUCCGUUGACCCUGUCCUGGGUCCCCUGCUCGGGAGAGAAGUCAUCAAGAAAGGACGAUUCAUCAAAAUCGGAGACAAAGAAUGUGAAUACAACCCCAGCUUCCGGCUCAUCCUUCACACCAAGCUGGCCAAUCCUCACUACCAGCCCGAGCUGCAGGCUCAGGCCACCCUGAUCAACUUUACGGUGACCAGGGAUGGCCUGGAGGACCAGCUGUUGGCCGCCGUGGUCAGCAUGGAGAGGCCGGACCUGGAGCAGCUGAAGUCAGAUCUCACCAAGCAGCAGAACGGGUUCAAAAUCACCCUGAAAACACUAGAAGACAACCUGCUUUCUCGCCUCUCUUCAGCAUCUGGGAACUUCCUGGGGGACACGGCCUUAGUGGAGAACCUGGAGACCACCAAGCAGACGGCCGCGGAAGUCGAGAAGAAGGUCCAGGAGGCCAGGGUGACGGAAGUGAAAAUCAACGAGGCCCGCGAACACUACCGGCCCGCAGCCACCCGGGCCUCCCUGCUCUACUUCAUCAUGAAUGACCUCAGCAAGAUCCACCCGAUGUACCAGUUUUCUCUCAAGGCCUUCAGCAUCGUCUUCCAGAAGGCUGUGGAGAAGGCCGCUCCGGACGAGAGCCUCAAGGCGCGUGUGACCAAUCUGAUAGACAGCAUCACCUUCUCCGUAUACCAGUACACCACACGUGGGCUCUUCGAGUGUGAUAAGCUGACCUACCUUGCCCAGCUUACCUUUCAGAUCCUCCUCACGAGCGGGGAAGUGAGUGUGACCACGCUGGAUUUCCUGCUUCGAUCUCCGGGGCAGACGGGCGUCACCAGUCCCGUGGGCUUCCUCUCCCAUCAGGCCUGGGGUGGCAUAAAGGCACUUUCAUCAAUGGAAGAAUUCUGUAAUCUGGAUCGAGACAUUGAGGGAUCCGCCAAGAGUUGGAAGAAGUUUGUGGAAUCGGAAUGUCCUGAGAAGGAGAAGUUUCCACAGGAGUGGAAGGACAAGACAGCCCUGCAGCGCCUCUGUAUGAUGAGAGUCAUGCGGCCUGACCGGAUGACCUACGCCAUACGAGAUUUUGUUGAAGAGAAGUUGGGAAGCAAGUACGUGGCGGGAAGAACGCCAGACUUUGCGGCCUCGUUUGAGGAAUCAGGACCAGCCACACCCAUGUUUUUUAUCCUGUCUCCAGGCGUGGACCCCCUGAAAGAUGUGGAAAAUCAAGGUAAAAAGCUCGGCUACACCUUCAACAACCGGAACUUUCACAACGUGUCUUUGGGGCAAGGACAGGAGGUAGUGGCUGAGGCUGCUCUGGACCUGGCUGCCAAGAAAGGUCACUGGGUUAUUUUGCAGAACAUCCACCUGGUGGCCAAGUGGCUGAGCACCCUGGAGAAGAAGCUGGAGGAACACAGUGAGAACAGCCACCCAGAGUUCAGGGUCUUCAUCAGUGCGGAGCCAGCACCCUCCCCUGAGGGCCACAUCAUCCCCCAGGGCAUCCUGGAAAACUCCAUCAAGAUCACCAACGAGCCUCCCACAGGCAUGCACACCAACCUACACAAGGCCCUGGACAAUUUCACUCAGGACACGCUGGAGAUGUGCUCCCGGGAGACGGAGUUUAAGAGCAUCCUCUUUGCUCUUUGUUACUUUCACGGGGUGGUGGCGGAGAGACGAAAGUUUGGGCCGCAGGGAUGGAACUGCCCUUACCCCUUCAACACUGGGGACCUCACCAUCUCUGUGAACGUGCUGUACAACUUCCUGGAGGCCAACGCAAAGGUCCCCUAUGAUGAUCUGCGCUACCUCUUUGGAGAGAUCAUGUAUGGAGGCCACAUCACAGACGACUGGGACCGGAGGCUCUGCAGGACCUAUCUGGAGGAAUUCAUCAGACCGGAAAUGCUAGAAGGAGAGCUGUGCCUGGCACCCGGGUUCCCACUCCCGGGCAACUUGGACUAUGCUGGUUACCAUCAGUACAUUGACGCCGAGCUGCCGGCAGAGUCGCCCCACCUCUACGGCCUGCACCCCAACGCCGAGAUCGGCUUCCUGACCCAGACCUCGGAGAAGCUCUUUCGCACGGUCCUGGAGCUGCAGCCGCGGGACGGCCACGCCGGAGAGGGAGCAGGGGCCACGCGGGAAGAAAAGGUCAAGGUCCUCCUGGAAGAAAUACUGGAGCGAGUGACAGAUGAGUUCAACAUGCCGGAGCUGAUGGCCAGAGUGGAGGAGCACAGCCCCUACAUCGUCGUUGCCUUCCAGGAGUGUGAGCGGAUGAACAUCCUCACCAGAGAGAUCCAGCGCUCGCUGAGGGAGCUGGACCUCGGCUUAAAGGGGGAGCUGACCAUGACCAGCGACAUGGAGAACUUACAGAACGCCCUGUACCUAGACACGGUGCCAGAGCCCUGGGCCAGGCGAGCCUACCCCUCCACGGUAGGCCUGGGAGCCUGGUUUGUGGACCUCCUCGACCGAAUCAAAGAGUUGGAGGCCUGGAUAGGAGACUUCGCCAUGCCUGCCACGGUGUGGCUGACGGGCUUCUUCAACCCCCAGUCCUUCCUGACCGCCAUCAUGCAGUCCACGGCCCGCAAGAACGAGUGGCCACUGGACCAGAUGGCCCUGCAGUGUGACGUGACAAAGAAGAACAGGGAGGACUUCAGGAGCGCCCCUCGGGAGGGGGCCUACAUCCAUGGCCUCUUUGUGGAAGGCGCUCGCUGGGACGUACAGGCAGGGGUCAUUACGGAGGCGAAGCUGAAGGACCUGACACCCCCCAUGCCCGUGAUGUUCAUCAAGGCCAUUCCUGCAGAUAAACAGGACAGCCGCAGCGUCUAUCCUUGUCCCGUGUACAAGACUUGCCAGCGGGGACCCACCUAUGUGUGGACUUUCAACCUGAAGACCAAGGAGAAGGCAUCUAAGUGGGUUCUUGCUGGAGUCGCUUUGCUUCUCCAGAUUUAGCCACUGAGAACACAAGGCUGGGCUGGAAGCUGCCCAGAGGGACAAGGCGGGGAGGGGUGACACAGACGCAUAGAUAAGAAAUCACAUGUACUUGGGGCACCUGGCUGGCUCAGUCGGUUAAGUAUCUGACUUCGGCUCAGGUCAUGAUCACGCGGUUUGUGAGUUCGAGCCCUGCUGACAGUUCAA
Molecule: messenger RNA, 12591 nt
Organism: Herpailurus yagouaroundi (jaguarundi)
Lineage: Eukaryota; Metazoa; Chordata; Mammalia; Carnivora; Felidae
Gene: DNAH9
Product: dynein axonemal heavy chain 9
Exons: 63
Coding region: 388-12405 (4005 amino acids)
Biological process (GO): microtubule-based movement
Cellular component (GO): dynein complex
Molecular function (GO): dynein intermediate chain binding; ATP binding; minus-end-directed microtubule motor activity
Source: RefSeq, a predicted model, not a curated record